CGCUGGAUAUCAGUUGACGCUUGUCGAACGAGCGGAGUGGCAAUGAUACCGGGUACGAAAUGUCUGCAGCAGAAGCAGCCGCGAUAAUUUGUCAACGCUGAUACUCGGCAAAAUGAAUGAAAAUCAAUUACCGUCGAUCCAGCGAUACUCGAUUAUCGCCAUUUGCCGCCGGAUACGCAGGCUCUGAAUUACCAUCGGAAAUAUUCUUCAAAGUGUUUCCGUUUUUUCUUUAUUUUUAAUUAUCUUUUUAUUAUUUUGGUUUUUCUUCACUGUACCGUCGCACGUGUUAUAUUCGUAAGUGAAAGAAUGAUAAAAAUGAGGUGUUGAGUGGAACCAUGAGGAUAUUCGCGAGUGAAAAUAAUGAUAACGAAUUUGGUGGAAACGAUGCCGGUGAUAGUAUGAAAUAUGGAAAUAUCGAACAGGCAGCGGCGCUUAAGUACAAAGUACAAAUCGUCAAGAUAUUUAGCCAGAAGAAAUCGAAAUGGAUACUAUGCUUGAUUGUGUGCAAUUCAAUUGUCGUUUACGAACUAUGCGAGUGGGCAAAUUCCACGAGAAGUUUGGCUUUGAGGGCGUACGCGAACACCGUAGCCUUCAACGUCUUCGCUCUGUUCGUGUGUCUAGUCUCCGUUUGGGUGAGCCAAAACGCUUCCUCGGCAACACCGAAGGACCUUUCGCCGGCGAAGAAGCCGCUCCAGAAUCACACGCGAUCAUUUUCCGGCUCCGGUUAUCCGCAUUACAAGAAAAACUUGGCCUUCCAUUUUCCGAGGCACUCGAUAUCCGGUCCUUGCCUGCUACAGGAGGUCGAAGUCCAACGAGAGGAACCGAAGGUUCCCAUCGUAUCCUCGCUGUCGAUUCUAGGCCUUGAAAAGUACGAGGUCCUUGCUCUCCUAGUCUCCUCUUGCCUAGCUCUAGCCGCGGCCUCUCUCAUCGCCGUCGAAGCCUUCGGAAGGAUGAAGGAUCAGCCGACAAUUCACACAGGACGCCUUGGGCUCGGUUCUCUUCUGGGUAUCGUGACACACGUGAUAACGGUUUACAGUCACCGAGACGCGGCGUUGGAUCACGUCGUAUGCAGGGCUCUGCCCUGCCCCACGCUGAAGGGCUACAAUCCUAUUUUUGGCGGCAACGUUUUGGGCGCCGCGAUUCUCUGCGGAACUCACCUCCUCAUCCAUUACUGGGACAUCUUCGUCGUGGACACUGCGGCCACCUUGGUCCUCGUUGGACUCGUGGCCACGUCUAUGUUGCCAUUGGCUUUUUACACAGCCAGCAUAAUAUUGCAGAAGCUUCCUCAUUACAUGGGUCAGCAGCUGGACAAAUGUCUUCGAGAAGCUCUGAAUAUCGACGGUGUUCUCGAGUUUAGGAACGAGAGAUUCUGGACUCAGUCUUUCGGGAAACUUGCAGGAACGGUGCAAGUUCGCAUUCGAAGAGACGCGAACGAGAGUCACGUGUUGGAACGAGUUGUUGAGGGACUCUCGCGAAUAGUGACGACAUUGACGGUCCAGGAGUUUCGUGAAACACCACAGGCGAAAUUGGAGGCCCAGAAUUGCACCGAGUACUACAUAAACGAAUUACUUCCAAACGCAGUCGGUGAAAGGAAGAAGACGAAUCCGUCGAAAAAAAGGAGCGAAGCCGAUGACGUUGAGACCGUUUCGAUCGACGACAUCCUCGGCGUCGAGAAGGAGCCCGUCAGGACCUUUUCCAGCCCCGGAAAAUCGGAAGCUAACUUCGUUUCGAAACCGAGGACGAUCACCAUUUACCAGAACAAAAAUGUCGAGGGGCAAAAGAACUACUUGUUCAACCCUCACAGAAACAAUGAAAACGCCCUUAUUGUUGGGUCGAAUGUCGACGAGGACAGAUUCACUGGCUGUACUAUUGGAUUCGUUUGAUAGGAGCGAGACAAGGCUGAAGAAAAAUAUUGCGUAACGGUUUUUAGUCCCGGGUUGUGCGUUUAUUGAACAAUUGUACAUUAAGGAACAAGAUUACACGAAAAAAUGGUGCAGAAAUUUUCGUCCGGACAUUUGCGUGUAAUUUUUACUGUAUCGCGAGUAUAUAUAUGCGUACGCAUAAUUGUAAAUAAAUAUUUAUUAUGUAAUUGA
Neodiprion virginianus is the source of this 2093-nucleotide messenger RNA. RefSeq names its product zinc transporter 6-like. Bases 336 to 1883 code for a protein of 515 amino acids. Gene Ontology annotation, biological process: monoatomic cation transport; transmembrane transport. The record is from RefSeq and is a predicted model, not a curated record. Gene Ontology annotation, molecular function: monoatomic cation transmembrane transporter activity. Lineage: Eukaryota; Metazoa; Arthropoda; Insecta; Hymenoptera; Diprionidae. The transcript is spliced from 7 exons. Gene Ontology annotation, cellular component: membrane.